UAGCCGCUAUUUAAAGAUAAUUUUAAUAGCACGAACAGAUGUGUAUCCGAAAAGGAAAAUCUUACAAAUUGGUGUGUCCAGGCCGACAUAAUAAAUCCACAGCAAAAUGUAAUUCCAGUCGAAGUUCUUAAUUUCAGUUCUGAAACCGGCAAAAUUAUACAGAUAAAGCCACAGAAAAUUAAUAUUGACAUGAGACCUGGUGGCACAGUUGAUUUUAAAUUUUCGUUCAAAAAAGCAGAGGACUAUCCUGUUGAUCUAUACUUUCUCUUCGACGGAUCGUCCACAAUGAGAGAAAUAAAAAAUACAACUGCAAAAAAGAGUAAAGAUAUAUAUGAAAUGAUGCGAAAUAUGACCAAAAAUGUGCUUUUAGGAAUGGGAACUUUUAUAGAUAAAAAUGCGCUGCCGUAUACACAACUUAAAAACAACAAUUUAACUUACUCGUUUCGUAACAAACUAAAAUUGACAAACAAUUUUAAGCAUUUCCAAACUAUUGUAAAUGAAUCUUCCUUUGGGUCAAACUAUGAUACUCAAGAAGGCAUUCUCGAUGCCCUUGCACAAGUUAUAGUAUGCAAAAAUGAAAUAGGAUGGCGAAACGAGUCUAGGAAAAUUAUAAUCGUUUUGACUGAUCAGUCUUAUCACGUAGCUGGAGAUGGAAAAUGGGCAGGAAUAUUUCAACCUUACGACGGCAAAUGUUACACAGUCGAUGGGGUUUACUCGAAAGAAUUAGAAAUGGACUAUCCAUCAGUUAAUAUAAUCAAUAAAUUGGCAUCCGAAGAUGAAAUAAUAAUAUUUUUUGUCGUCGGACAGGAUGUGCAAAAUAUUUACGAAUCUCUUACUAAUAGCAUAAGUGGCUCUAAAAUAGGUACUUACAGCGGGAAUGAAGGAAAAAUUGUACAAAUAUUAAAGAGUACCUACGAGAAAAUGAUACGCAAUUUAAAAUUGAAAGUGAACAUGAAAGGCGAUCAUCGCGACCACUUUCACAUAUUUUUUGAUCCCAAUUGCACCGUGCAUCCCGUGAAUAGUAAAUGCAACAUAAAUAGUAUAGGAGAACUUACAGUUAAAGGCGCCUUUAAACUCUUGCACUAUUUUAAUUCUGAGAACAUUAAAGUACGUAUUUUUUUCGAGGGGAUAAAAGAAAAUUUGAUUUUGAAUAUCAGUGUAUUGCAUUCCUGUAACUGUAAAACAGAACUGAAUUCUUCUUUGUGUAACUACGGCGGAACGAGGAGUUGUGGUAUUUGUGAAUGCUAUCAGGAUAGGUACGGUGAUAAGUGUAGCAACCCGAACGACAACUCAACUUGUAUAGCCCCCAGCGACACUGCAUUAUGCAGUGGACAUGGAUCAUGCUUGAGAGGAAAGUGUUUGUGUAGAGAUGGAUACGAAGAUGAAUAUUGUCAAUGUAUCAAAGAAAGUUGUCCGAGAGAUGCUAAUGACAAUAUGUGUUCUUAUCCCCAUGGCGUAUGUGAAUGCGGUGUAUGCAAGUGUAAUCCCGAGUGGAUAGGGGAUAUAUGCGCUUGCCCCAAUACAACAGACUGUAAAGACAAGAAUGGUAUUUUGUGCAACAAACGGGGUGAGUGUAUUUGUGGUGUCUGUCAGUGUCAAAAGGUAGCUGACUGGGAUGUUAGGAAUAUACAGAACAAAUACUGCAGACUGUCAUGCGAAGAACAGUCUUCUGAAGACUCUUGUCAUAAACGACAAUGCUCUAAUCUCGAACCGCUCGCCUUGUGCUACUUGAAGGGAUCAGAGUGCUAUCGCUACAAUGAAUAUGUUGAUAUAACCUUGAGAAAGAAUUUAACAGCGGUUAACUUCACCAACGAAUGGCAGGAAUGUCCUAAGAUACGAGUUGACCUCGGUGCUUACACGAAGUUUAUAUAUCGCUACAAGGAAGAUGACUACGGAAUAAGAAUGAUUAUUCAAUCGGAUUUUGACUACGCUGAGACAUAUUAUGUAAUUGGCGGAGCAUGUCUAGGGUUUCUUAUUUUGAUUGGAAUCGUGACAAUCAUAGCUUGGAAGUACCUUACAGAGAGACGAGAUCGUAAAGAGUAUGAGGCUUUCCUGAAGGAAUCGUCCGAUAUGAUAUCGGUAUGCGAAAACCCUAUUCACGAGCCAGCGACAACGACAUACCAUAACCCGACGUUUAGAAAAAGAUCCUUUCGUUCUUAGAUAUUACGCUUGUUGGUGAUUAUAUUUUUGAAUAAUAAAGUAAUUUUAUAUUACAUCAGCUCA
This is a messenger RNA of Melitaea cinxia (Glanville fritillary), 2223 nucleotides long. RefSeq names its product integrin beta-PS-like. Gene Ontology annotation, cellular component: focal adhesion; cell surface; integrin complex. Lineage: Eukaryota; Metazoa; Arthropoda; Insecta; Lepidoptera; Nymphalidae. The transcript is spliced from 8 exons. Gene Ontology annotation, molecular function: integrin binding. Bases 190 to 2160 code for a protein of 656 amino acids. Gene Ontology annotation, biological process: cell-matrix adhesion; cell migration; cell adhesion mediated by integrin. The record is from RefSeq and is a predicted model, not a curated record.